AUGUUUACUCUCUGCGCAAGACAAGAGGGCAACCUUUGCACCCCGGGUAGGCGGGAGAUAUCACUUGGCGAUCAACUUGACAUGAUUACAAUAACCCCUUCUCGGCCAGUUGCAGAGAAUACGUUUAAAUAA
Molecule: messenger RNA, 132 nt
Organism: Chondrus crispus (carragheen)
Lineage: Eukaryota; Rhodophyta; Florideophyceae; Gigartinales; Gigartinaceae
Exons: 1
Coding region: 1-132 (43 amino acids)
Source: RefSeq, a predicted model, not a curated record